AUGGCCAUCACUUCCAACGAGCCCAGAAUAACUGUCAGCCUCUCAGACAGGCAUGGGGACAACCACACUGCAGUCCCAGAAUUCCUCCUCUUGGGACUCUCUGGGAGGCAGGAGCAGGAGGAGGCUCUCUGCAGGCUCUUCCUGUGCAUGUACCUGCUCACCAUCCUCGGGAACCUGCUCAUCAUCCUGGCCAUCAGCUGUGACCCGCACCUCCAUACGCCCAUGUACUUCUUCAUAGCCAACCUCUCCAGUGUGGACAUCUGCUUCUCAUCGGUCACAGUCCCCAAGGUGCUGGUGAAUCACGUAGUGGGGAGCAAGUUCAUCUCCUACCCACAGUGCAUGACCCAGAUCUACUUCUUCAUCACCUUCAUCAACAUGGACGGCUGCCUCCUGAGUGCGAUGGCCUGUGACCACUAUGUGGCCAUCUGUCUCCCACUCCACUACACCAUGAUCAUGAGGCCCAGGCUCAGUGUCCUCCUGGUGGCCCUCUCCUGGGUCAUUACAAACCUGUGUGCUGUCUUGUACACAUUGCUCAUGGUUCAACUCAAAAUUUGUUCUAACACUAUGGACCACUUCUUCCGUGAUCCCUACCCUAUCCUGAAGCUCUCUUGCUCUGGCACCUUAGUCAAUGACCUGAUGACCUUCAUUGAGGGUGGGGUGAUAUUUCUGACACCAUUUACAUGCAUUGUUGUUUUAUACACCUACAUCUUCUCUAAAGUGCUGAAGUUGCCAUCAUCACAUGGGAUAAGGAAAGCCCCGUCCGCGUGUGGGUCCCACCUCACUGUGGUCUCCCUCUUCUAUGGGGCAAUCCUGGGGGUCUAUAUGCACCCUUCAUCCUCCUUCUCCAUGCAAGACAUGGUGGCCUCUGUCAUCUUCACAGUGGUGACACCCUUAGUUAAUCCCUUUAUCUACAGCCUGAGGAAUCGGGACAAGAAAGCAGCCCUGAGGAAGCUAAUUCUCAGAUCCCAGAAUUAG
Heterocephalus glaber (naked mole-rat) is the source of this 975-nucleotide messenger RNA. Its product is annotated as olfactory receptor 1f45-like. Gene Ontology annotation, molecular function: olfactory receptor activity; G protein-coupled receptor activity. Lineage: Eukaryota; Metazoa; Chordata; Mammalia; Rodentia; Bathyergidae. The record is from RefSeq and is a predicted model, not a curated record. Gene Ontology annotation, biological process: G protein-coupled receptor signaling pathway. Gene Ontology annotation, cellular component: membrane.